UGAAAUUUUACAUUUUUUUUUGUGCUUAGCAAAAUUAAAUUAAUGGCUUCUGUGCGCAGCUAUCUUUUCCUUCUCCUCACUAUUUCUCUCUCCCCACUUCCUACUCUGUCGCAGACCGCCGGAAACAUAACCGUCGGAGCUUCUCUGUCGGCGACGGAAGCCUCCGAUCCAUGGCGCUCACCUUCCGGCGACUUCGCCUUCGGAUUUCAACAGCUUCAAGACGAUAAAAAUCUGUUCUUGUUGUCCAUAUGGUUCGACAAAAUCCCGGAUAAAACCGUCGUCUGGUUCAGCAACAGGAACGCCAGCAAUCCAGUGCCACGUGGCUCCACUGUCCAGCUCACCGCCGCCGAUGGGCUCGUCGUCAGGGAUCCUCAGGGAAGGCUGAUGUUCAGCCCCAACGGCGGGCUUGCCGAUGAAGUGGGCUACGGGUACUUGAACGACACCGGAAACCUGGUUCUCCGGCGGGGGCGAAGCGAUUCGGAGCCGCUCUGGGAGAGCUUCAAGAACCCUUCCGACACUAUACUGCCGACCCAGAUCAUCGAAAUCGACACCGCGCUCGUUUCGAAGAAAUCGGAAGGGAACUUCUCUCUGGGGAGAUUCUCCGCCCGGAUGAACGGCGACGGCGACUUCGUGUUCAGCUCGAAAAGCGCGCCCACGAACACCGACUACGGCGACGAGUAUUACAACAGCGGCACUUCCGAUCAGAACGCGUCGGCUUCCGGUUUUCAGGUGGUGUUCGACGAGAGAGCCUCCAUUUAUAUCCUCAGGAGAAACGGCGGGCAGGUGGUGCUCAGCCCGCGUUGGGUUCCAUCGCCGGCGGAGUUCUACCACAGAGCCACCAUCGAUUUCGACGGAGUUUUCACGCAGUACUAUCACCCGAGAACCUCCGGCGGCGCCGGAAACCAGGGCUGGACCGCCGCCAGCUCUUGGCCGGAGAACAUCUGCUUCACCCGCAGCCGCCCUUGCGGCUACAACAGCGUCUGCCGGCUCGAGAAUCAGAGGCCUGUCUGCCAAUGCCCGCUAGGGUUUUCCUUGUCCGAUCCGAACAAUCCGUACGGCGAUUGCAGACCUAAUUCCGCGCAGAGCUGUGUUCAAUCAGACGAUAAGGAAGACGAUUACGAUGUUUCGGAGAUUUCCGACACCGAUUGGCCCUUCAAUAGUUACCAACAGAUAAAUCCUAGUACCGCCGAUCAAUGCAAAAGUGCUUGCCUGAAUGAUUGUUUCUGCGGCGUCGCCAUUUACAGAAGCGAUACCUGUUGGAAGAAGACGCUUCCCCUCUCCAAUGGCAGAGUCGACGUCACUUUGGGCGUCACCGCCUUUCUCAAGUUCCGAAAAACCGAUCUAAUCAAUCCCAACCCUAAUCCCACCACUCCGGAUAAGAACCGUAAUACAUUACUCGUCGUGGGGUCCGCUCUCCUCGGCAGCUCGGUGUUCAUCAACCUGUUAUUCAUCGGCCUAGCUUGCCUCGGUUUCUUCCUCAUCUACAAGAAAAAGAACCUGAUUUUCGAUCACAAUUCAGGAGCGAAUCUACGAUGCUUCACUUACAAGGAACUCGUACAAGCAACGAACGGGUUCAAAGAAGAAGUGGGGAGAGGCGCAUUUGGGAUUGUCUACAAAGGGUUAAUAACGAAUAGUUCGAAAACCGUAGUUGCGGUGAAGAAACUCGACAGAGUGGCUCAAGAUUCUGAAAAGGAAUUCCGAGCAGAAGUCAACGCAAUCGGUCAGACGCACCACAAGAAUCUGGUGCGUUUGAUCGGUUUCUGCGACGAGGGAGCCCACCGUAUGCUCGUGUACGAGUACAUGAGCAACGGGACCCUAUCUGGCUUCCUCUUCGGCAACAGUACAAAGCCGGGGUGGAGCCAGAGGAGCCAGAUAGCAGUGGGGGUCGCGAGGGGGCUAACAUAUCUGCACGAAGAAUGCGUCGCCCAAAUCAUACACUGCGAUAUAAAGCCGCAGAACAUACUCCUCGACGAGUACUACAAUGCCCGGAUUUGCGAUUUCGGAUUGGCUAAACUACUAGCGAUGGACCAGAGCAAAACGACGACGAAUAUUAGGGGUACGAAGGGGUAUGUUGCUCCGGAGUGGUUUAGGAACCGACAAAUUACGGCGAAGGUGGAUGUGUAUAGCUUUGGGGUUUUGUUGUUGGAGAUUGUUUCGUGUAGGAAGAGUGUGGAUGUGGAAGAGGGGGAGAAUCCGAUCCUGACGGAUUGGGCGUGGGAUUGCUUUGCCGAAGGGAGGAUCGAUUGUUUGGUGGGUAACGACGAUGACGUGGAGGCAUCGAGCGUCGGAAGGAAGGUGGAGCGGUUUGUGCUGGUCGGAUUGUGGUGCGUUCAAGAAGAUGCGAAUUUGAGGCCGACUAUGAGAAAAGCAUGCCAAAUGCUCGAAGGAGAAGUUGAGGUUGAACGGCCACCGAACCCGUACCCGUUCACCUCAACUACUGCUCGACAGCCUUGAUCAACUCCACUUCAAAAAAAAAAAAAACAUCUGGCACUUGAAAUAUGUAUAUUAGAUGAAGCAAUAAAAGACCAUUCUAUUUAAAUUGUAUUUUGGCUCCAAAAUUUUAGAUAAAAACUUUGUUA
Erythranthe guttata (spotted monkey flower) is the source of this 2579-nucleotide messenger RNA. RefSeq names its product G-type lectin S-receptor-like serine/threonine-protein kinase LECRK3. Gene Ontology annotation, molecular function: protein serine/threonine kinase activity; ATP binding. Lineage: Eukaryota; Viridiplantae; Streptophyta; Magnoliopsida; Lamiales; Phrymaceae. Gene Ontology annotation, biological process: protein phosphorylation. The record is from RefSeq and is a predicted model, not a curated record.